Oryctolagus cuniculus (rabbit) is the source of this 2029-nucleotide messenger RNA. RefSeq names its product germ cell-less protein-like 2. Gene Ontology annotation, molecular function: protein binding. Gene Ontology annotation, biological process: germ cell development. The record is from RefSeq and is a predicted model, not a curated record. Gene Ontology annotation, cellular component: nucleus. Lineage: Eukaryota; Metazoa; Chordata; Mammalia; Lagomorpha; Leporidae.
ACUAGAGCCUGGGCAAUGGUGUAGGCCACAGCAAUGCUAACGUGAGAACUUCUCUACAAGGGAUUCUUCCGAGGGUGCUGGGAGCCUUUAUCUAUGGGACAGCUGAGCAGCCACAUCUUGCAAUGGAGAGAAACGCAAACAGUGGAUCCGGAGCCGCCAGAAGAACAGGCAGGCCCCAGCUAUAUUUGUGGCAGUCGCAAGCGUAAGCAGGGCAGUGGGCCCUCCUUGGGUCCAAUGUCUGAAACCCACAGAUCUCUAAACCAGGGAACCAAUCUACACGAAGUCUCCAACACACGCUAUGGGAAGAAAGCUAAGAUCAUAUCCAACUGUGCUUACCGACGUUUAUUUUUGAAUGGGGAAACCAGUGACAUUAAAAUCCGUGCUCUGGGGAAGGUAUGGUGUUUACACAAAAUGUUCCUACAGCAAUCAGGUUACUUUGCUAAUAUAAUCAGAGAUUGUUGGGAAGAAUCACAAAAUGAUAUUAUUGAGCUGGACAUUUGUGACCAGAACAUAGAUGUACAAUCUUUGCAUUUUGUACUUGGUUCAUUAUACAGGGACGAAUAUAUUUCAAUUGAGCCCCUUCAAAUUCCAGGAGUUCUGGCUGUUGCAUACUUGCUUCAAUUAGAGGAUUUAAUUCAGCAAUGUGAUGAGACCAUGAAGGAAACAAUCAGUGCGAAAACUGUGUGUCGUUAUUAUGCAGCAGCAGAAACAUAUGGGUUAGAUUCUGUAAAGCAAACUUGUUUUGAAUGGCUUCUCCACAAUUUGAUGACACAGCCAAGUGUCGAGCUUUACAAAGAAAUUGAUAUAGAGCUCAUGAAUCUUCUCAUCUCGUCUCCCAAUUUACUAGUAAUGCAAAAAGAAAUGGAUGUAUACACGACUCUUAAAGAGUGGGUGUUCCUUCGCUUCAACCCAGCGUGGAAAGGCUCAAUGAAACACCUUUUAGUCACUGCUAACAACUGGCUUUCCAAGUAUAGUGAACAAGUCGAUAACAUCACUUUUCUUGAAACAAACGAAGGAAUAAUAUUUCAACCAGUAUUUAAAACAUUGAGGUUUCAGCAUAUCAUCUGUGACCUGGCAGCCACAAAAGUUAUUGAACGAGAUAAUCUAAUACCUUCAGAAUGGUUAUCAACUGUUUACAAAAAAAAAUGGCUUUCCUUCCUACGAGCACAGCAGUGCAGGGAAAUUGGGCCUCGACACAUCAAUAAAGCAGAACUUGAAGGGUAUAGCAUGAGAUGUGGUAAAAGGAUUGUCAAGGAUGGAAGAUACUCCUGGAAGUGGUCAGGUUACAACUUCGGCUUUCCUUUACACGUCAUCUUUACCAGCCAUUAUAUAAUUUUCAAACAAAAUACUUUCAGGCAGCUAUGUGAGGGUUCUGCCUGUACACAAUGUAUACGAAAUAUUGCCUUCAGAUUAACCUUGGCAUAUUUCGAUUCUAGUGGGAAUCUAAGCUUCAGCAAAACAACUGGUUAUAAAAUCCUGACUUUUGAAAAGGAUGAAGAACAAGUGGUAAUGAAUUUGGAUAGUGUUGUUCUGAACUUCCCUUUAUAUAUUUUCUGUAACUUCCUGUUUAUGUCAUCAGAAAAUACAGGAAACUUAUAAUCUUAUCAGUAUGAAUAUACUAGCAUUUUGAAAACUUGAAAUGCUUAUUUAAUUUAAACACAAUUAAGAUGAGCAAUGAACACGCUAUUAAGGAUAUGUUAACAUCACAAAUAUUUACCAUCCAUUUUUAUUUAUUUCUAUCUAUGAAGACAAACUAUAACUGCAAGAAAUAUCUGUCAAAUCAAGCAGUAAAUGAUGCUAGCAUUUUUUGUUUUUCAUUUGCAAUCAACAGCCAUGUUCCAAAUUGAAAUGACACUAUACUUCUAUGGAACUGAAAGAAAAUUUACUUGUUAGACCAAUUCUAUAAUAACUAAUGUUGAGACAAAAUAAAAGGUUCUCUCCAUUGAAGAAACCGCGAUGUAAAUGUGCCUUAAAUUGUGACAAUAUAACAAGAGGGACUUCAGUCAUCAGGUAAAACCUGCAAUUAACU